This is a messenger RNA of Sodiomyces alkalinus F11, 449 nucleotides long. RefSeq lists its product as hypothetical. NCBI's taxonomy places the organism in Eukaryota, Fungi, Ascomycota, Sordariomycetes, Glomerellales, Plectosphaerellaceae. The record is from RefSeq and is a predicted model, not a curated record. Bases 116 to 364 code for a protein of 82 amino acids. The transcript has 2 exons.
CAUACACUCGAGCUGGCUUUACCAAUUUCCUCUCGCCAUCUAAUAACCUGCUAAACGUGCUUCCCCGUGGCAGUCAGGAUACAAGGCGAGAGGAGAGCAACAUGUUUGCCUUUUCAUGGGUAUCGCGUGUUCCCAUGCGACAUGGCCCUGUGCUUGCUUUCAGACAUUGCAUGGCAGGAGCUGCACUUAUUUCACCAUGGCUGCCCUCUCUAACUUGAUAUGGCCGUCGCACUUUUUUUUGCUAUGGAGGGAUGCUUGGUUCCUGGGGCUUGGUCAAGGGGUAGACGUACCAAACGAUUGCCUACAAAUUGAUGGCUACGAUCAGCUCCCUUGGAUCCUGGCAUCUGAAGUCCAUCACGGAUGACCCUUAAGGCACGCAUGUGUUUACCUGGAGGGUUUCGGCCCUUGGUGUAGGACCCGCUCAUCGUGGCCUACUUAUAUACAAGUUC